AUGGGUAACUCUCCCAAAUUGGAGAAAUCAGGUAAACGUGGUGCGGAUGCAAGCAGUUCGGAUAUACCGCUUGUUGCUUGGAAAGAUGCAUCUCGUACGAUGCCAGUGAAUACGACAGAACCAGAUUGUGUCCGUGUGAAUCGUGCAAAAGCGUGUGCACAUACAUCAAGCCAGCCUAACAGUGACGACUUAGUGGAUGAUGGUCAUCGUUUGCGUGUGGCUGAAAAUGCCCAUACAUGUGACAUUAAGGGCAAGAAAAUGUUGGUCAGUCUGAGCAUGCAGUUGGUGAAGAAAUUGGGUUGCACGACAAAGGACAUACGAGACUAUGGUGCAUAA
Striga asiatica is the source of this 336-nucleotide messenger RNA. NCBI's taxonomy places the organism in Eukaryota, Viridiplantae, Streptophyta, Magnoliopsida, Lamiales, Orobanchaceae. The record is from the annotation of a GenBank genome assembly.